AUGGAUGGUGUUAUAGGGUCAAGUGCAAAAAAAAGUCAGAGAAAUGGAGUACUUGUAGAUAUACAGGUAGCAGAAGAGGAAGAUAGUGAUGACUACGAUCCUAAUCUCUCAGACUUUUCAUCAUCUGAUGAGUCUGAGAAAUAUAAGGAUAGUGACUUCGGAUAUUCUGAUGAUGAUGCAUUGUAUGAGGCCAAUGUUGACAAAGAGCUAGAGUUUGCUGGUGUAGGUAGUAAGAAUGCAAUGGUUAAGGCAGUUGAUGACCUACAAAGCCUUGGAAGCUCCUCUGAUGAGCUAAGAAGUAUUGACAGCUUAUUUGAUGAAGGAGGUACUUCUCAUAUGAGGCAAUACCCUAUUUUUAAUGUUCACUAUGAUAUACACAGUCCUCAAUUCAAACUUGGUAUGGAGUUCAAGAGUCAUAAUAUGUUUAGGAAUGCUGUGAAUGAGUCUGCAAUUAACUGGGGCAAACAUAUAACAUUUACUAAGAAUGACAAACAAAAGGUGAGGGCAAAGUGCAAAGUUGGUUCUCCUUGGGUUUGUUAUGCUUCAUGUGUAAAACAUAAUGGGUUGUAUAGGAUCAAAACACUUGUUGAUGAGCACACUUGUAAUAGGUCUUUUAAUGUGGCACAUGUGAGUUCCAAAUGGAUUGUCAGUAGGUACUUUAAAAGAAUUCGGUUAAAUCCUACAUGGCCAAUUCAGUCAUUGGAAGACACUAUUUCAAGUGAGCACAAUGUGAAGAUUAGGGAUAUCAAUCCUGGAACAACAGUCUGCAUGAAGGUGAAACAGAUUCCAAAGGUUAAUGAAGGGAGUAAUCCAACAAUUAUUGAUGGGAGCAAUACAGAGUCAAAGUUCAAAAGGUUGUACUUGUGUUGGGGUCCAUUGAAGAAAGCUUUUAUGAAUGCUUGUAGGCCAGUCAUAGGAGUUGAUGGAUGCCAUUUGAAGGGGUCACAUGGUGGUAUUCUCUUGACUGCUAUUGGGAUAGAUGCAAACAAUUGCAUAUUUCCAUUUGCCUAUGCAAUUGUUGAGAAAGAGAAGAAAAAAACAUGGUUGUGGUUUGUAGAGCUGCUAGGACAUGAUCUGAAUAUUGUAAACUCUCAUUGUUAUAUCUUCAUGAGUGAUAAACAAAAGAAAGCUGCAAGGGCAACAAUUGUUCCUGCAUUUACCAGAGUGAUGGCAAAGAUUAAAGAAGUUGAUUGUAAGGCAUAUGAUUGGUUAGUUAACAGACCACCAAUUCAUUGGAGUAGGAUCCACUUUAACACUUUUCCAAAGUGUGACCUUUUGCUAAACAAUCUAUGUGAGUGCUUCAAUGCAAGCGUCUUGGAAGUUAGGAGUAAACCUGUGGUUACAAUGUUAGAGAAGAUUAGGUUGUUGUUGAUGGAAACAGUUCAAAAAAAAAAAAGAGAUGUAAUGCAAAGACACAAUGGUCCUAUAUGUCCUAAGAUUCAAAAUCAUUUGGAGAAAAUGAAAGUGGAUGCAGGUGGAUGGAUUCCUAAAUGGAAUGGCAAUGAGCAAUUUGAGGUUAUAGGGCCAUAUGGUGAGCAAUACAAGCUGGACUUGCAAGCUUGGACUUGUGGCUGCAAGAACUGGGAUCUGUCAAGCAUUCCAUGUGCCCAUGUUGUGGCUGCUGCAAAUUUCUUGGGUCAAAAACCAUAA
Messenger RNA from Camellia sinensis, 1650 nucleotides. The record is from RefSeq and is a predicted model, not a curated record. NCBI's taxonomy places the organism in Eukaryota, Viridiplantae, Streptophyta, Magnoliopsida, Ericales, Theaceae.